GGUCCAAUUCAGCACCAUCAGUAACGCUCUUCUUUGAUUCGACUACCGUUGUAAAUUCUCAGCUCGCGGAAUCAAGCAAGGAAUGUCAAACACCUUGCUGCGCGACGAGGCUAUCUCUUUACUGGCUCAAUUUUCCCAACAUAAGGAACCCAACCUGCUUUUUCAAGCAAUAGCCAUUUUGAGGCAGGCACUAUCGCUCGAAUCCACAUCCCAUCCCGACCGACCUCUUACUCUGAAUAAGCUCGGAUGUGCAUUGAAGACGCAACACGACAUAUCACCGGAUCUCAACGUUCUGAAGGAGGCCAUUGGUCAUCAUCGAGAAUGCCUCCAGUGCAGGCCCAAAGGUCAUGAAAACAGAAUUCAAACCUUGAAUAACCUCGCCAAUGCCCUCAGAGCCCUUCGUGCCUUUGCCGAUGACGUGGAUGCUGGCAACGAAGCUAUAGCGUUGUUAUGGGAAGCCAUUACCACGCUUGACUUCCCUGCAAACAUUCGCAGGGUGUGCAGUUCCAAUCUCCGAUACGCACUGAAUGAACAGUACGCUCAAACUAGCCCUCGCAUCCACGAGGAACAGCUACGCACGCUUAGCAUUGAGCAAACGCUGUUGGCAGCAGCGUUACAGUCAGACUUCCGAGAGCACGCGAUAACUGAAUAUGAGUUGGCACGCACGCUCUAUGACAUUGCAGAUUUUGGUGGUGAUGUCGACAAGACAUUUUCUGGCCUCGAAAAAUCAAUUGGUAUUUUCCGGCGUCUCUAUACGUUGUAUACGCACGGACCAGCUUCCUUUCCUUCUGAAAUCGACCUUUUGGCUGUGGCCGACGCGUUCAGGAAGCGUUUUGAACUCAAACGUGGUGUCGAUGACAUCGACUUUGCGAUUAUGGUAUUGGAGACGUUGCGUGCAUCCACGGACGACGUGCAAAUUGAAGCAUCCAUGAACCUGGCAAUCUGCCUUUCCAGCAAAUUCAAGGCCGUGCCGUCGUUGGGUUUGUUGGAUCGGGCUUUUGGGAUUCACGAAUCCUUGCUUGAACUACCUCUUGAUGCUAUGGAUAUCAAAGAUCGUAUGCAGGUUUUACAUGACAAAGGCUUCAUACAACUGUACCGUUUCCGACAUCUGCAAAGUCGAGGGAAGGUGGACAAGACAUUGCUUCAUGACGCUAUCGAUUUCCAUGUUCAAGCGCUGUCCCUAUAUCCGCUGCCAUAUGAAGAUCGUCAUUACGAUAUGCUUAAUCUUUCCAGCACCCUCCUUCACUUGUUUCGUGCUACUCGGCGAUAUGGUCUCGUCGAAGCACAGGCUGUAGCUAUCGAAAACGUGCAAUCCCUAUCUCCCGACCACCCGCACCUGCAUAUACUCAAGGUACAUCUGGGAGAAAUUAAUCAGCACUUUGACCGAUGGAUUUCGUACCAAGAGGACGCUGUUCCUCUUGAGUACAUGAAAACGGCAAGGUCUGUUAAUGCUCCCAUCGUGCAACGCGUUUGGGCGUUAGAACAUUUAUGCAUCUAUGCCCUUGGGGAGCCCGACAUGCCUGAGGAAGAUGCCAAGCAAACUUUUCAGACGGCCAUAGACCUUUUACAUCAACUUGCAUUCAUUGGAUGGGACCUUGAGUCUCGAUAUCGGCGGCUGAGUUCCAUCGCUACGGUAUUCGCAUGUGAUGGUGCAGCAUGGGUGUUGCGGGAAGGAGACAUAGGACAGGCCGUGGAAUGGCUUGAACAAGGACGGUCUAUCCUUUGGCUGCAACUUCUUCAGUUUCGCCAACCGUUUAAUGACGUAGUCCGGGAAUCCUUGCCGGACGAGCUUGUCAGGCGUGCUAUCGCUAUUGCGAACAAGAUGGAUCGUUCCGAGUGGGAUAAUUCAGAGAGUGCGCUUGAACAGGUGGAUCUUGCAACGCAGUGGGACGCGGUUAUUGCUGAAAUACGGCAAUACGAGGGAUUUGAAGAUUUUCAUCGUACGCUUCCCUUCUCUGAGUUGUUGGCGGUUGGAGAAGAAGGCCCCGUCAUUCUUCUCACAUCCUCUGAGCACUCACCGUACGACUGUGAUGCUAUAAUAUUGGGUCCAAAGGGCUUUCACACGCAUGUAUCGAUUCCCAACUUCAAACACGGCGAUGUAACAAGGCUGCAUGUCACUGUUUCCCAAAGUGUCCCACGACGUAUGGGUAGGGUGCAGGAAGAGAAGAGUGGGAUGCAGUCAGUACUAGAGAUGUUAUGGCAUAACGUUAUCGUUCAUCUCCUUCCCACUUUGGAUUCUUUGGGUGGAGAAAGGAUCUGGUGGUGCCUAACUGGAGCAUGGGUUGGUUUACCAGUGCAUGCUGCAGGAUUAUACGACGAGGACAGCCCUCAAGGUUGUAACCUUCCCAACCACUAUAUAUCUUCCUACAUUCCGACGCUAUCCUCUUUGAUCAAUGCUCGACGACGUAAUACUACGAUUACCAUUCCUAGGACACUUAUCCUUGAUCAGUCACACGAGCUCGAGAAAGUCAAAGUAGAAACUCAGCUAGUGCAAAGCAUCCUGCCUGACGGAUCGACGACGAGAUGGUCGAACGAUGAGGCGGGGGUUCUUGCGGUACGGGAUAUACUGCCAUCAUACUCUUGGGUUCACUUUGCAUGUCACGGUCAUCUUAACGAAGGAAAUCCAUUUCUGAGCGGGUUCAAGCUGUGGGACGGAGUACUUACUUUGUCAGACAUGGUGCGCGCCACACCCCAGGAUCCUCAGUUUGCAUUUCUGUCUGCGUGUAGCACAGCAAUUGCGGCUGACAGAACUCCAGACGAGUCUCUCCAUCUUUCCGCUGCAAUGCAGUUCUUGGGUUAUCGCAGUGUCGUGGCGACGUUGUGGCCGAUGGGAGAUGCACAGGGUCCAAUCGUCACCGAGCAUGUGUAUAGGCACCUGACGGAGAAAGGCGCUAUGGAUGUUAGGCGAGCUGCUUUCGCAUUGCAUUCAGCAGUGAGAGCACUCCGCGACCAAGGAUUGUCGGUGGAACAAUGGGCGCUUUUCAUCCAUAGUGGGAUAUGAUACAACCACGGAGCUGUUCUGAAGCACGUUUGAUGCUACGCUAGUUAGCGGUCUUUCUCCUUGGUUGGUCCCUUCCUUUUCCUUGAAAACUUCGAACCUUGGACGGCAUUCUGAUACUUCUAUGUC
Molecule: messenger RNA, 3127 nt
Organism: Guyanagaster necrorhizus
Lineage: Eukaryota; Fungi; Basidiomycota; Agaricomycetes; Agaricales; Physalacriaceae
Exons: 3
Coding region: 83-3001 (972 amino acids)
Molecular function (GO): protein binding
Source: RefSeq, a predicted model, not a curated record